Messenger RNA from Hypomesus transpacificus, 6173 nucleotides. RefSeq names its product inositol polyphosphate-4-phosphatase type I Aa (gene inpp4aa). Lineage: Eukaryota; Metazoa; Chordata; Actinopteri; Osmeriformes; Osmeridae. The transcript is spliced from 25 exons. The coding region runs from base 1552 to 4578 and encodes 1008 amino acids. Gene Ontology annotation, cellular component: cytoplasm. The record is from RefSeq and is a predicted model, not a curated record. Gene Ontology annotation, molecular function: phosphatidylinositol-3,4-bisphosphate 4-phosphatase activity.
GUUGCUGCCACAUGGGGGCGGUAGUCUCCGUUACAAUGUGUGGUAAGAAAAACGAGCAUGAAUGUUGUGUGCAAACUUCUAUUUGUCACAAAAACUAUGCGCCUUUAUACAUUCUACAUGGCAAGGACAGAUCAGUCACCUGAGAUGGUGUUUCAGACAUUUUCAACCUUUCGAAAAUAUUAUUUCAACCUGACGACAGCAAUCAAUAUGUGACCUCUUGUUUCCAGGUCCAGAUCUUAGGGGGAUCUUCUUCAGGUUAUUCAUGGCAAGGACGGAUAAAUCACCUGAGAUGGUUUGGUAGAUGUGUCAGACAUUUGCAGCCAUGUAUCAGGGAGGUCACAUUUUCUGACGACAGCUAUCAGGUCCAAAUGUGAAAAAGUUUAUAAGGAAAAGUUUCAAAACCUUUUUCGAAAACAUUUUUUAACCUUUUGAAACUGUCUCUUAAAACUUUCUUAAAACUUUCUUUUAAAAAUAAAUUUUCAACCGUUAGAAAUAUUUAUUUCAACCGUUUGAAACAUUUUUUUCAACCGCGUUAGAAAAAAAAAAUUCAACCGUUUGAAAAAAUAGUUCUACCCGAUGACACCUAUCAAAAUGUGACCUCUUGUUGCAAGAGAGACCCAAAAAUGUUAUUCUUGCUGACAUUCGCCGGCACCUGGGAUCGAAAACCCCACCUUCCACAUCUCUGAUAUACAUAACAGAUAUAUACAUACAGAUAUAUAUAAGUACAUGGGGGGUUUAUUUCAGGGCAGGGCUGUGUUGGGCCUUGCCACGAAAUGAACCCCCUGAUAACUUUUACCAGACAAGUGCCAGAUGCCUGAAACCUACUGUGGUUAAUCAUAGUCCCAUCAAUAUACAGUAAGAAGCAUUUGAUGAUUUGCGCACAAUGUUAGGCUACUCUUGACCGCAGUUGCUGGCAGUUGGGAUCAAACAUUCCACCUUUCACAUUUUAAGCACGAAUACUACCAGUUACAACAGCGGAAAGCUUGCUGUUCACAGGACCGGUGUGGCGUUUAAUCGAUCUAUCAAUGUAACUGGGCAGUCAUGUAUUUUGACGAUAGCGAUCAAAAUAUGUGACCUCUUGUUUCCAUGUCCAGCUGUUAAUAAGGGCCAGGCAGUGAUAAUUGAUCCGUCACGUCAUUCAUCAAUUAAUCGGCGCGUGACAGACCUGGCUGCAGACCAGAGAGAGCGCGUUCCAUGGAUAGAAAAGGGGCAGGCCUUGUCAAAGAGAUGUUACGUCAGCAUAUGUCACUCCGAGUGUGGUGAAGAGCGGGGUAGGGCGAGUCAUUCUCAUCACUGCAGACACAGACGAGUCGAAGACCUGGUCGAGAUGCGCAUCCUAAUGAAAAGAGCCGCACACAGCAUUUUGACGAGGAAAAUGGAAUCUUGAAACACUCGUAAUAUUAGCCAGUAGAAGACUGAUCACAACAUUUGGGAAGGACCCCUGGACCCCCCUGGAUCUAGACAGGAGCUCUAGAGGAUCUGUACACUUGAGCCCCUCCUUCUAACGACCCCGACCCUCUUCUGUGACCCCUGACCCCCCAGACCGCCAGCAUGUCAGGGAAGGAGCGCAGCCCACGGCACCGCCCGUGGUCGGUAUACCGAGCCAACACCUUCGACCUCUCAGCGGAGAUGAUGGGGCUGGCCCUCUCAGGCAACAGUCAGGACCCAGAUGAGCCUGUGUUGGAGUUUAGUCUGGCCUGCAGUGAGCUGGUCACCCCCGCCUUGGACCGGAAGCCCACCAGCUUUGUGGCGGUCAGCUGCACCACGCCCCCUCAGGCCUUCUGGACCAAGCACGCCCAGACCGAGAUCAUCGAGGGCACCAGUAACCCUAUCUACCUGAGUAGCAUUGCCUUCUUCCAGGAUUCUCUGAUCACACAGCAGACCCAGGUCAAGCUGUCUGUUUACGAUGUUAAGGACCGCGCCCAGGGAACGAUGUACAUGCUAGGUUCAGCUAUGUUUCCGGUCAAAGAACUCCUGCAGGACAAGCACCACAGACUGCACCUGACUCUCAGGUCGGCAGAGAGCGAGCGGACGGGAAACAUCACCAUCAUCGCCUGGCAGAUCGAGGAGAGGCGGGAGCAGAGGGCUCCUGUUGCUAGGUUACAGCGCGGCGACACCGUCAACGGGAGAAUGGUGCUCCCAGUAGAUGAGAGUCUGACUGAGUCCAUCGGCAUCCGGUCCAAGUCUGCCUCUCUCUGCAAAGACACACUGCUAAAGGCUGUGUUCGGGGGCACCAUGUCUCGUAUGUACAGGUUCCCCACCACGGACGGGAACCACCUGAGGGUUCUGGAGCAGAUGGCCGAGAGCGUGCUCUCUCUCCACAUCCCCCGGCAGUUUGUCAAGCUGCUGCUGGAGGAGGACGCUGUCAGGGUGUGUGAGUUGGAGGAGCUAGGGGAGCUGUCUCCAUGCUGGGAGAACUUGAGGAGAGACAUCAUCACUCAGUACCAGACCAUCAUCCUCACCUACCAGGAGACCAUCAGUGACCUGCACGAAUACAAGGGUCCUUCCUUCAAGUCCAGCACUCUGAAGGCAGAGAAGAAGCUGGAGUUCAUCCCCACUAACCUGCACGUUCAGAGGAUGAGGGUGCAGGGGGAGUCUGGUUACGACCACACGUAUGACGUGGUGACCAUCGGGGCCCCGGCCGCACACUAUCAGGGUUUCAAAGGCUGCGGCCUCCGCAGGCUGGUGCACAAGCUGGAGGAGGCCAGGAAACACGCUUAUAAGGAGGAAAGUUCUGGCUCGGGAUCGAAAGCCGUGGCGUACCUACCUCAGGAUGUAGUGAGGGCGAAGGAGCUGAUUGGUCAGAUCAACACCCUGAAGACCCAGGUGUGCUACUACGCUGAGCGAUUGUCCCGCGCGGCCAAGGAACGCUCCGCCAACGCCCUGGAGAGAACCCUCGCCAUUCUCACUGAGAAGACUCGCCAGCUGGUGACUGUGUGUGACUCCAAGCUCCUCUCGUCGGCCAUCUUGGCCCUGGCCGCCGCGCGUCCCGAGGGCAUCGCCCCCCAGGGCACGCCCUCGCCCUCCUCCUCCUCCCUCUCGCCCUCCUCCCGCUCCCCGUCCCGCUCGCCCUCGCGCCACUCGCCCUCCCGCCUCUCCACCUCGCCCUCGCGACACCCCGAGGGGGACAGGGGCAAGCGGACCUCUCUACCGGCCGACUGGCACGAGGAGGAGUGGGGGAAGGUGUGGCUGAACGUGGAUAAGAGUCUGGAGUGUGUGAUCCAGAGGGUGGAGCGUCUGCUGCAGAGGGACAGGGUGGAGACCGACAGCAGCUGUGAGGACGUGUUCCUGGCUGCUGAGGGCCAGCAGGAAGGCAGAACUAAGAAAGGUAUCCUUAGUAACCAGGUAGCGUUCUGGCUACACCCCGGAUGUAAACAGAAGAACUUCCUGCCCCCGUCAACAUGUCCUCUUCCUCUAUCGUCAUCAUCCUCCCAUUGUCACCAGACCCUUGCAUGCCCACCCUGCCCUAACGGACACUGCUAUGUCAGUCCCGAGGGGGAAAAGCGCUCUCCGGGCGAGUGGAGCGAGGCUCUCUACCCCCUGCUGACCACGCUGACGGAGUGUGUGUCCCUGAUGAGCGACAAGGCCAAGAAGUCCAUGGUGUUCCUGCUGAUGCAGGACAACGCCCCCACCAUCGCCAGCAGCCUCACGCUGCAGUACCGCCGCGACGUGGUCUUCUGCCAGACUCUCACAGCCCUGAUCAGCGGCUUUGUGAUCAAGCUGAGGAACUGUCUCUGUGACGACGGCUUCCUCAGACAGCUGCACACCAUCGGCCUGCUGGUCCAGUACGAGGGCCUGCUCAGCACCUACGGGGAGGAGCUGGCCAUGCUGGAGGACAUGAGUGUGGGCGUGCUGGACCUGAGGAACGUCACCUUUAAGGUUACCCAGGCAACCUCCGGGUUCAGCCCGGACAUGCUUCCCGUCAUCACCGGGAACCGGAACGGCUUCAAUGUCAGGGUUCCGUUGCCGGGGGCAAUGUUUGACGCGUUGCCGCGGGAGAUCCAGAAUGGCAUGCUGCUGCGCGUGCAGCCUGUUCUGUUCAACGUGGGGAUCAACGAACAACAGACGCUCGCUGAGAAGUUUGGGGACACGUCUCUGCAGGAGGCAGUGAACACGGAGAGCAUGGCUCGUCUCAGCUCCUACUACGACCAGUUCAAGGAGGUCCUGCCAGAGGAGAGCCUCCCUCGUUCCCGCAGCCAGACCAGUGUUCCUGAGCUGCUGAAGAUGCUGAGCCACAACAUCAACGCCAAGAAGAGCAAGAACGUCGACAUUCUCUGGCAGGCAGCCGAGGCGUGUCGGCGUCUGAACGGCAUGCGCUUCACCAGCUGUAAGAGCGCUAAGGACCGCACGGCCAUGUCUCUGACGCUGGAGCAGUGUCUGGUGCUGCAGCAGGAGCACGCCAUGGCACCACAGGUCUUCUCCCAGGCCCUCGACUGCAUGAGGAGUGAGGGCUGCCGGAGAGAAAACACGAUGAAGAAUGUGGGAUGUCGUAAAUAUGCCUUUAACUCCCUCCAACUGAAGGCCUUCCCCAAGCAGUACCGCCCCCCAGAGGGCACGUAUGGGAAAGUAGAGACCUGAUUGGACACUCAAUCUGUCCGUCUCCAGAAGAACCCAGAGGAGGAACAGGAACAAGAAUAAAGAAACCCUACACAAAAAAAUAUAUAUAAUAUCGACCCGCAUCUCUUCGUUUAGUGGUCACUGUUAAUAAGGUCAUGUUCCAGUGAUACCAGAGGUCGUUUAUCUCUCUGUAGCUCCCUGACUAUUGAACCACAGAGUAUUCUUGGUCUUGAUGGCCAUGCCACAACACACCAAGCACCAACAGAGACAUGGCUUUUUAUCUAGCUUUCACAGUAGCUCAGCGUGCAUCUAAGAUCUUCUGCAAACUCACGACCACCUCCAAACGACCUCUUAACGUGACGCCAAGGCAUGCCAGACCGGCCCAUGGGCUCUCGACGACAAACCUUUCUGAAUUUUAAUCGCUAAAUCCCUGUUGCUUCUGCCAAAUGACUAUACUAAAGUGAAUCAGAGCCACUGCACCGAUACAUCAUAAAACAGAAUCAGAUUGGGCCUUAAACCAGCUGAGUCACUGUUAUAUAGAGAAGCACUUGUUUUAGUUUUAGAGCUCUUAGUCAGUUUACAGUUUCAGUUUUUCUUCUGUUAUUCCUGUUUUUUCUGUUGUGUCUCACGACGAAUCAAGCACAGACGUCUUUGAAAUAUCAAAUGUUUCAAAUCUGAGGAUGUUGCUGUAGGUCAUCCCGUUAAUGUGAAUGAUUUUUGUUGACGUAGUGUGGUUACUGUCUCUGGAUAAGAGCGUCUGCUAAAGGACUAAAUGUAAAUGUAAAUCUAGACUUUAGACAGAGGCAUUUUCUAUGCCAUGUUGUAAGGUCAGCAGAAGAAACAUUACAGUAGAUUACAGCCAAACAAAAUCAACGUGGACAAUCUCCUGUCCUCUUGUUACACAUCAAAUGUACCUGUGUCAACGUGCUAGACGAAUAGAUCUGUAGACCUGAUAGAUCUCAGCUCUUCAAAGGUCUUACAGGAUAGGUUCUGGUCAUCUGAAUCCAAGUUAACACGGACAACAAGAACGAUUCAGAACAAGGUGUUGAGACGAUGUUAAAACCUGAAGCAAGGGGGAAUGUUCUUUUUCUGAAUGCAAGCUGGCACGUUACACCUCACAAGCACGUGACACCUCACAAGCUACGGUAUUGUAGAAGGGAAGGUAUUGUGCAUGGCCAAAUACAUGUGUUAGAAAGGUCUUUGUGUGACCUCUGUACUGGGAUCAGAUAACAUGUUGACCUUUGGCCGUCCUCCAUAGAUCUAGAUUCUACAGCACAUGGAAGAUGUAUAGUAGAACUGACAUGUAGGCUGUUGUGGAGUGAUAUUCAUCUUUUAUACCUCAGUUAGGUCUAGCUACAAUGAUUUUGUCAGUAUCAACACUGGUCUUUGAGUUAAAAAGUAUCUCACAAUAUAAUUUCACACAGAAUAUUUAUGCUGAUUCACUGAAAACGUUGCCAAAUGCUGAUGCAGUUAUAGUUUAAUCCAUUGAUCGUGUGGUGGACAACACGUCGGAUGUUUUUGGCGAUAAAAGAUCUUUGCUGUAAAAUGUGCUCUUGUUCUUUACUCUCCUGUACCCCUGCUAUUAAAAUCUAAAUAAAAUACAUGUUUAUCUUGUG